GUGGGCGGCACUGCAGCCUGCAGAACCAGAAGCCUUGCUGUGGGAUCGGCUCUCCUCUCCCCCUGUCCCCCUCUGGGAGGAGGAAGGUGCCGAGGCUCUUCGCUGGGAGAGCGAGGGGCCUCAGGCCGUGUGGAUCCGCGUCAGCAGACGCCUGUGGGCACAGGUGUGUGGCGUGUUCUGCGUGCUUGUGCACCUGGGUGUGUGAGCGUGGACGGUGUGUGUCUUUAGCUACAGCACAGAUGCCUGGGUUGUGAUGUGCAUUUGUGUACUUGUGUGUGCUUUUGGGUCCCUGUGUUGUGGGUACAGGUGUGCGUGGGGUGAGUUAAGUGCGUGCAUGCAGAGGUGGGUGCAUGUGUGUGUGUGUGUCGUUGUGUGUGGCGGGUAUGCUGUGCAGGGGGGUUUGGUUCAUGUGUGUGUCUGUGUGCUUGUGUGUCCGCAUUUCUGCGUGUUGCCGUGCACAGGGGGAGUUGGGCUGUCUGUGUGGGCAGCAUGUGUGUGCACGUGUGUGAACACCAUGUGACUCUGUGUUGCAUGCGUGUGCGGUGCAGGUGUGCUGUGGGUAUGUUGUGUGUUGUGUGUGUGCUGCGUGUGUGCGCAGGCGUGUGGUCGGCGUCCUGGGGCCACCAGCUCUCUCGCAGCCCUGCCCUAACUCUGCACCCUGGUGUCGCCCCGUGGGCCACAGUGGGGGCCGCCCUGUGAAGCUCUGGUGGCCGCAGCCUUGGCUCCCGCCGCUCAGCAGAGCUCCGGCUCCACUCUGGUCCUGGGGCGCCUGUCCAACGGGGAGGCGGGGCUGCCAGGGGCGAGUCUGGGCUCUGCGGGAGCAGGCAGGCGGCACUGCUGGCCGGUGACACCUACGGGGUUAAAGGGUGGAGGUGGGUGGCGCGUGGUGUGCGUGUGUAGGUGCGCUGUGUAUUGCGUGGCAUCAGUGCUGUGUGUGCCCUGGGCCUUCACCCGUUUGCCCGAGUCCCAGCUGUGACUUCACUCCUCGAUCAGCUCACGAUACAAACCCUUUUGCCAUCACUCCAGGAGCUGAGAAGGGAGAAAGGGGUGCCUAUGAACCUCGACGGGUGGAGGGGUGUGGCUGACCCUGGCGUUUCCAGAGCAAGAGGGAGCAGAGCCCACGGAGCCGCGGCUGGGGCCCUGCGGACGCCCUGGGCGCUCCCGUCUCAUCCACUCCGCACAGCCCACCCGGGGUUGAGCUAGGAUCCCCUGAAGGAUGGGGAGACUGAGGCCCAGGGUGAUUAAAGCCUCAAUUUUAACAUUAGUAAUGGACACGCGACAGGUGCCAGGCUCCAGGCCCCGUGCCUCGCCGUUUUGUGGGACUCUCACCGUGUCCCUGAGAAGCAGGUGUCUUGAUUCCCGAGCUGGCUGGGGCUUGGACACGCUGUGUGGCUUCCUAGUGACAGGGCAGCUGGCCUCUGAGCGCUCAGGAGGUGCUGGGCUGGGGCUUGAUGUGCAUCCUCCCAGGUUUAACCUCCGCUCGGCCUCACGUCUUCGGGAUGACGGCCGCCUGCAUUUGCGUACCGGGGCACUGAGGCUGGCAGAGCAAGUGGCUCGCUGACUGUAUUCACGGCAGAGACCAGAAGGAGCAUCCCUGCUCUGUCCCUCACCUGGCCAGGCAGUCACGUCCCGAGCGCCGGGUCCCUGCGUGUCCCUGGGGCCGGGCUCUCGGAGAGGCAGGUGUUCAUCAGCGGCGUGAGGCUCGGCCGCUGGUGUGGACGCCUCGCAGAGCGCCCUCCCCCGCCAGCGCCUGCGCCGCCAACAUGGAGAGCGGGAGCGGGCCGGGCAGCCCCAGCACCGUGUCCCUGGUUCCUGGUGAUGCCGUCCCCAGCCCUGAGGACAAGAUGGCCUCGGUCCUCCCGGUGCUCCUCGUGUGCGUGGUGGGCGUCAUGGGCAACGCCACGGUGGUCCUGGUGGUGCUGAACACACGGGACAUGCACACGCCCACCAACCGCUACCUGGUCAGCCUGGCCCUGGCGGACUUUACUGUGCUGGUGGCGGCCGGGCUGCCCAACGUCUCCAAAAGCUUGGCCGGGCAGUGGGUCUGUGGCCACGCCGGCUGCCUGGGCGUCACCUACUUGCAGUACCUGGGCAUCCGUGCCUCCUCCUGCUCCAUCCUGGCGUUCACCGUGGAGAGGGAGGUACACCCCGACCCCUGCUGCAGGCCAGGACUUCCUGGCCACGAUGCUUGGUAAACUGAGUCUGCCCCCCAUUUACGGAGGGGGCGCUGUGUGGGACCCUGGAGGAACCUGGCAAGGGCGAGGGCAGGCGCCGGGAAGCGGGCUUCUCAUCUCACCUCUGCUACUGACUUGCUGCGGGAUGCCAAGGCAACCCUGCACUUCUCUGGGCUUGGCGUCCCCACCGGGAACGUGGGCACUGGGACCGGACAGUCUCUUGGGCCUCUUCCAGCUAUGAAAUUAACGCCUGAGAGGCCAUCUAGCCUCUAAGCAUGUGGACGCUGAAACCCACUGACUGGGUUCAAGCCCAGCUCUGCCUCUUCCCAGCUGCGUGGCCUUCAGCACAUUGGCCCAGAGGAUUAGGAUGUCUCGUCCAGGGCUACACAGAACAGGGACAUAACCGAGGCCUUCUGACAUCCAUACACUGGCCCGGUCCUGGCUCUCCCCUGCUGUGCCCAUCUAGGGUCGCAAUGUCCUUGACCCCUCAGCCUGUGACCUUUGGCGGUGGACGGUAGAAAACCCACCCUGGGACUUGCACAAAGGUCAAGGUCUUCGCAAGGGCACUCUGAACCUUGUGGGCCUGGCCGGACCUCGAGGGGCUGCACCUUCCGACUCGGUCCUGCCCUCCCCUCAAGACUGGCACCUUUGCUCUGCCAGCCCCCGAGGCUGCCUCAUCACGGUCCCCCAGGUCCCCUGUGAAAGGGCCAGUUCCGCCAUUGCGCCCACAUUCGGUUCCCCAUCCGGGAAUCUGAUUAGCUGAGUGGACCACCCUCCAUGGCCCAAUCCCACGGGUCGGCAGGUGGGUCACGUGACUGCCCUGUGGCCUGCAGGUACCUCGCCAUCUGCCACGCGAUGCGGGCACAGGCUGUGUGCAUCGUGGUCGGCGUCUGGGGGACCACGUCUGUCUGCUGCCUGCUCUGGUUCUUCCUGGUGGACUUGGACGCUGGCGGGCACGGGGGGCCGCAGCCUGUACCUGCCCAUCUGCCUGCUGGACUUCACCGUCUUCUUCGUUACACCCUGCUGGAGGCCACUGUCCUCUACAGUCUCAUAGGGAGGGUCUUGAUCCAGAGCUCCCCGGCCCACCUGCCACAGCUCGGGGACCAGCUUGGGGGCCAGCAUGGGGGUGGUGAGGACCGGCCAGAGCCCGGAAGCCAGGGGAGGCAGCCCCGUGGGCCAGGUGGGGCGCAGCGGCUUCCCUUC
Molecule: messenger RNA, 3377 nt
Organism: Balaenoptera acutorostrata (minke whale)
Lineage: Eukaryota; Metazoa; Chordata; Mammalia; Artiodactyla; Balaenopteridae
Product: thyrotropin-releasing hormone receptor-like
Exons: 2
Coding region: 1764-2195 (143 amino acids)
Biological process (GO): phospholipase C-activating G protein-coupled receptor signaling pathway
Cellular component (GO): membrane
Molecular function (GO): thyrotropin-releasing hormone receptor activity
Source: RefSeq, a predicted model, not a curated record